AUGACCGGAACCAACAUGACCCCCCAUGCCGCAGCAACACUUCGCAUAUGGAAAGAACUGCAGGAAUUGAAGGGCCAAACCAAGACAAUUGUCCUAGAUGGAAACAACCUUGAUAUUGCGUCCAUCAUUGCAGUUGCCCGCCAUGGCAUCAAGCCUACGAUCAGUACGGACGAACAUCUCGCUCACCGACUUGACCUCAGCGUCAAAACCCUCGAAAAUUAUCUCGCACACGAAUACGUGGUAUAUGGGGUGAACACUGGUUUCGGAGGGAGCGCCGACACCAGGACUAGUGAUGUCCUUGAUCUACAGAUCCAUCUUCUGCAGCAUACCCAGAGCGCGAUCAUCACCGCAGCGGACAAAGACCCGGCCAGCAAUUCGGAACGCGAGCCCUCCCACGUCAUGCCCCCCGCCUGGGUUCGCGGUGCAAUAGUCGCCCGAGCUAACCAGAACCUCCGAGGCCAUAGUGCAGUGCGAUUGAGCGUGCUCCAGAGCUUGGUGGAUUUGUUGCAUCACGGAAUAACCCCUAUGGUCCCGCUCAGAGGAACGAUAUCUGCAUCUGGAGAUCUGAUGCCCAUGUCUUAUAUCGCUGGAGCCGUUGCGGGCAAUCCGGAUGUUUUCGUGCAGGUCGGCAAAGGCAAAGAUGCCAGAAUUAUACCUGCGUCGGAAGCUUUGAAAGAGAGUGGGCUAUCACCUUCUGGACUAGGCCCCAAAGAAGCGCUCGGUCUCAUCAAUGGCACUGCUCCUUCUGUAGCUGUGGCCAGUUUGGUACUCUACGACGCGCAACAACUUGCACUGCUCGCCCAGAUGCUCACGGCAUUUGCGGCAGAGUGCAUGGGUGGAAAUGUUGAAUGGGCGCAGCCUUUUAUUCACGCUAUACGCCCACACACUGGUCAGAUCGAGGCAGCUAGCAACAUCCGUCGGUUCUUGAACGGCUCCAAGUUCGUCGAUGGUCUGGAGUCGAGGAAAAGAACCGGGGAAGGGCUUUGGCAGGAUCGGUACUCCACACGAACCGCCCCACAGUGGAUCGGGCCGUACCUAGAGGACCUCCUUCUCGCCCAACAUCAGCUCGAGGUCGAACUCAAUUCUACAUCCGACAAUCCCCUCAUAAAUCCUACAGAACAAGGUGAUGGAGAGGUUUACUCGGGCGGAAACUUCCAGGCUGUCGUCAUCACUUCUGCUAUGGACAAGACACGCCUGGCUCUUCAAAUGAUCGGCCGUAUGCUUUGGUCACAAGUCACAGAGAUCAUCGCUCCGAAUACAAACAAUGGCCUCGAGGCUAAUCUCAACUCAAGCGAUCACGAGAACUACACCAUGAAAGGUAUCGAUGUCAACAUGUCGGCUUACAUGUCUGAACUGGCAGCUUUGGCGCAUCCUGUUUCUGCUCACGUCAUGUCUGCCGAGAUGCAUAACCAGGGUAUAAACUCGCUGGCUCUGAUUUCAGCCCGGCGUACCAUGGAAGCCGCAGACUUGGUCGCGCACAUGAGUGCUUGUCAUAUCUACGUGUCGUGUCAGGCUGUUGAAAUGCGCGCAAACCAUGUCCGGUUUCUUUCCGCAUUCCACGAUCGAUUGAAGAGCCUCGCACCAGAUGGAGCGAUGUUUGAUCUGGGCUUAGAUGGGUGUCAAAUCGAGAAUCUUGCCCAUUCUCUGCGUCCUUUAAUCGAGUCAACAUGGUAUCAUUGGAAUUCCAACACCUGGAAAGAUCGUAUUCCACACGUUGUCGAUGCUGUGGUGUCGCCUGUCACUGAUUUCCUGGUCAACAACGAACAUGAUUGUUCAGUGUCGAUGCUUGCUGCUUUCAAAAAGCGAUUUCAAACAAUCCUUCAAGAGAAAGCCGAUGCCCUGUUUUAUCCCAGUCCGACGAUUGCCCCUGCAGAGGUGGCUACCCAGCUGGGUGACGGAUCCGCUCAACUAUAUACUUGGGUCCGUUCGAAGCUCAAUAUACCCUUGCACUGCGGUCUCAAAGAUGAUCCAUUGUAUAACGCCAGACAAGGCCUUCCUACGGAUGACAAGAAAACAAUUGGUAGUAGAGUGAGUGGUAUUUAUGAAAGCCUGAUGCGCGGUGAGAUGAUGGAUAUGGUUCUGAGUGCUUUGGAUGCCGGUCGGAGCCAUCCUGAUGUGUGCUUUUCAUGCCUGACGCCAAAGACCAAAGAUUUCUAG
This is a messenger RNA of Penicillium verhagenii, 2157 nucleotides long. Its product is annotated as aromatic amino acid ammonia-lyase. Gene Ontology annotation, biological process: L-phenylalanine catabolic process. Gene Ontology annotation, cellular component: cytoplasm. The record is from RefSeq and is a predicted model, not a curated record. The transcript has a single exon. The coding region runs from base 1 to 2157 and encodes 718 amino acids. Gene Ontology annotation, molecular function: ammonia-lyase activity. NCBI's taxonomy places the organism in Eukaryota, Fungi, Ascomycota, Eurotiomycetes, Eurotiales, Aspergillaceae.